AUGGAAAGACUCGAAGAAAUUCUGCGACUGUACGAACAGACCAAGCGGGAGCUGCUGCAUCGCGCGGGGGUGUACAAGAAUAACGGGGCAGCCGAGGCCCCACGGGGGAAGAAGCACUACAUUGAGAAGUCCGUCCUUCAGAGUUUGCAUCGGGUGAUUAGUAGUUACUGCAGUCUGGUGAUGGUACACAAGGAAGGGCGGAACUCACACGGAAUGAAUAAAGGGAAAGGCGGACCCCAAAACGGCGAGAAACGGAGAAACAUAAAAGAGAGCUGUAAGAACCGCUGUACUGAGGGGGAAGCCCAUGAUGAGCUCGUCACAAGGGUGGCACAAAAAAAGGCCAUACAACGUAGACACAUAGCGAGAGUAAACCGGUUUGUUAAAACUGACAAAUCGAUAGGGACCUUUGGGAAAUACGUAGAGAGGGUAUUUCGCUUGAGGGGGCGCAGCACCUGCGAUGGGGAAACAGAACAGGUGGAUGGGUCAGCAGCGGGGGAAAUCCACACAGAGGGAGCGCACCACACAGAGGGAGAGCACCACGCCGAGGGUUCGCACCACACAGAGGGAGCGCACCACACAGAGGGAGCGCACCACACAGAGACUCCCCCGAGUGACGGACACAAACGACUGCCCAAACGUAGAAUACAAAUAAUUUUGGAAAAGAACAUCCACUUUGAUCUCUUCCUUGGGGAAGUGCUGAAUUUCCUACAAGUGAUUCUACAUAGGAAAUCUCAUCAUGAAUAUGCUCAGGAGAAUUACGUUAAGGACAACCCUUCAUGUGUGAACAGCUUAACGAACGAGGAUAAGAAAAAUUGGUGGAGUAGGGUGUUGAGUCAGGGGGGGAGGGGAAAGAAACUCGGGGAACAAACUGUAGAUGUGAAGAGGCUACCUGUACAGAAAGGACGAGUUUCCCAUUCUGCAGAGAAAGGACGAGUAACCCAUUUUGCAGAGAAAGGACGAGUAACCCAUUUUGCAGAGAAAGGACGAGUAACCCAUUUUGCAGAGAAAAGCCCACAUGAUCGAAGCAAUUCGUGGAGGGAUACUACCCACCAUGGUGAAAAAAAACAUGAGAGCACCUCAAAUGAUGAAGAAAGAGAAAGGAGAAACAAAAAUGACCCUUUUAAAAAUCCCCCCAGUGGAGUGCAUUCCCCACUUCACCCAAUGGACAUGAAAAUGCAACUAUGGAGUUCCCUCCUCGAUGGAAACCACCACCCUUAUAAUUGUAUCAUUCGACAAGUAGAUCCUAAUUUGCUAUACAUCAUUGAUAGUGAUAGAACGUUAUUGAGGGUUCUUUUUUUCUUUAACAGGGUGCAUUUGUUUGUUACUUAUAUGUAUGUCACGAUUUGUCGAAAUGAAUCCCUUUUUUCUUGCCUAUCCGUUUUUGUAUUGAUAAUUCGGAGCUUCCAUGAGACAUGUAAAUUGGUGUCGAACGACAGUCGGUAUUGCUACUACGCAAAGGUGCAAAAUGACGAUGAAAUAGACUCCGUGAACCUAGCCAUACAUGUAACCAACACGAGCACGGACAAUAUAUGCUUUUACAAAAGGUAUAUCGAAGAGCACAUCCAAAGGGUGUUCCUACAUGUGUAUAAAUUGAGCGAACCAAAGAAGCGGAUCUGUUCAAGAGAAAAAAAGAAGGAGGAAGGAAUUAGUGAUCCGUCAAUGUUUAAAAACUACAGGCAAUUAUUUCGAAAUUUUUUUCAAGAAAUUGUAUCAUAA
Plasmodium cynomolgi strain B is the source of this 1716-nucleotide messenger RNA. RefSeq lists its product as hypothetical. The transcript is spliced from 2 exons. The coding region runs from base 1 to 1716 and encodes 571 amino acids. Lineage: Eukaryota; Apicomplexa; Aconoidasida; Haemosporida; Plasmodiidae. The record is from RefSeq and is a predicted model, not a curated record.